AUAUCAUAGGUUAGAAAACUGAGCAUGUGUUCGAGUCACUGGUAGCGACUCCACACGUCAAAAAAAAAAGACAAGACAAUCAACCCACUCGGGUAAUAAAAAAAAAAAGUUUAGGUGAAUAGUCUAAUGAGAGAGUGUGAGGGAGGAUAUGUUUAUAUUUUUGAUUUAAAGGCUUUGAAGACGAGACAUUCAAAGUUGAUGUUAUGUCAGUGCGCAGCGAGAGACUAAAGCAUUAAAGUCAUAGGUGAGGAUAAAGUCCAGACUGUGCUGUUUUUUGUGAUAUUUUUUUUUCUUUUUUCUUUGUACAUGCUGUUAUUCAGUUGGACGUGAGAGCGGGGGACUUAUGACAUUACGCACAGACCGGGAGCGGGGCUGCAAAUGGGCGGCAUAGGUGGCAACCUCUACCUCAGCAUGUUGAAUGGGACUGAAACGCAAACUUUCGCUAAGAGCACCGACAUCACUAGUCACCUCCACCGCGGCAGCAAGGAGCUCGCCGAGUUUAAAAUGGGGAUUCAGGACGCGAGGUUUUACUACACGGACUCAGUUCAAAGCGGGCAGGACGCUCUGGCUCUGCCGUACCACUCGGAGCAGACGGUCGGAGGGUACGGAGCGCAGCCCGGCAGGUUUUACGCACAGACCCUCAGCAGCUGUCCGUACGGCGGCGUGAGGUCGCCGCCGAGAAGUGGGGCCGGGCAGGGUUACAUCCCUACGGCGGGAGACGGCUUUCCCACGGGCGCUAAAGACGUAUAUUCUCCUUCUCCGGAGAAUUACCCUGCGAGCUUUCAGCACGGUUACCAGCGCCCGCCUCUCUACCCUUUACCUGGGCUACAGGUGUGCGGGAAGACUCAGGCUCUGCUCAAUAACUACCCGCUGUGGGCCAAGUUCCACAAGUUCCAAACCGAGAUGAUCAUAACCAAACAGGGGAGGAGGAUGUUCCCCUUUCUGAGCUUCAACAUCAGCGUUCUGGACCCUUCUGCGCACUAUAACGUCUACGUGGACGUGAUUUUGGCUGAUCAGCACCACUGGAGGUACCAGGGCGGCAAGUGGGUCCAGUGUGGGAAAGCGGAGGGUAACAUGCCAGGGAACAGGAUGUACAUGCACCCCGACUCUCCCAACACCGGAGCUCACUGGAUGAGACAAGAAGUGUCGUUCAGCAAACUCAAGCUCACCAACAACAAAGGCAGCACCAACAACGUGGCACAGAUGAUCGUGCUCCAGUCCCUUCAUAAGUACCAGCCUCGUCUUCACAUCGUGGAGGUGAAGGAGGACGGCACGGAGGACCCCUUCCUCUCAUCCAAAGCUCAGACCUUCGUCUUCCCGGAGACUCAAUUCAUCGCUGUCACCGCUUAUCAGAACGCAGAUAUCACUCAGCUGAAAAUAGACCAUAACCCCUUCGCUAAAGGUUUCCGCGACAAUUACGACACGCUGUACGCUCCUCCCGACUCUGAUCGCCUCACCCCCUCCCCUACAGAGAGCCAGCAGCUGCUGCCAGGGAGUUGCUACCCCCAAGGCUACCUCUCUGAGCAGUACAUGAGCCCCCUGCCCCAGAGCCGCUUCUACGGCCGGGAGCCCAUCGGUAUGGGCCAGCAACACAAAGACCCAUCCUCCAGCCCUGGUCCUCACAGCCGCUGGUACCUGCCUCCUCAGCAGGGUGUAGCCCCCAACCGGCUUGACUUCACUUCCUCCUAUGAAGGGGACUUCUCGGGAAAUGGUUUCUACAAGCCUUUCCCUUUGCAGACAUCCGCUCACCAUGCCCUUAGCUACUAUCCAGACCAUCCUUUUGCAUCUACUAGUGUGUCUGUAUCAGGGGCCACCUCGGCGGGCUGGAGUACCAGCCGGCCCACCCCUCAGUACCUCAGCCACCCCAGUAAACCCGGCCCUAGUCUGGGCUGGUUUAGACCCCUAUCCUCCUCUUCUUCAUCCUCGACGUCACCCGGCAACCCUAGGCUGAAUCCUCCUUCGCUUCUAGAGUCUCUCCAGCCGCCCCUGCUGCAGGACAAGCCCAAAGACACUGGAGCUGUGGUGGCAGAGGAGCCCUGGCUCGAACCGCCUUCUGUGAAAUCAGCAGACUCUGCAGACUCAGGCCUGUUUGAAGGCGGAAGCGUGGGGGACAACAAGAAGAGGAGAGUGUCACCAUACACGUCCAGCACCGAAAACUCCCCGCCUCCGCGCAGUGGAGACAUCUGCGAGAAAGACAGCAACAGCGAUGCAGACUACUAUGGCUAUUACACCCACUGAAGACCUCACACAUCACCAACCGCCACAAUCUCUCCCAAUGUCUUCCCACACCUCCCUCGUGGACGCAUCAGUCUGUCCAGUCAGGUCAUGAUCAUCAUCCCAAUUUUUGUUUUUUUGUUUUUUUUGUGCUGCAGACAAUUACCAGAACCACAUAACAGAACGUGCAACCUCAUCUACUUUCACAUCACAGCGUGGGGAGCCUAUCUUUAAAGUCAAAGUGUCAAAUGAUUACAGAAGGAAGUUUCAAGGUUACUGUCAAAGUUAGUGUUGAACAGGAGGCCAAAUGGAUGUGACUGGUCCGGCGACAGCUGCCCUAGAGUCACAUAAACACCAAAUAGACAUACAGACCUGUGACUUAAGCCUUUGAAACAUCUGGAUAUUUCAAAAAAAACAAAAAAGAUCUGCAUAUCUGCUUGCUGACAGAUGCCUGCAGGGAUUGUCUGUUCUUUCUGCAUCAAACACUCUUUCUGUCUCUUUUGCUCUGUCUUGUCUCUUCCUUCUCACCCUCAACCAUUCACACAUCCUCUCACAGUAUGCUCACGUUCAUUUCCCCCUGAUGAUUCUCAGGGGAAAUUAUAUUUCUCACACACACACACACACACACACACAUACACCUCUUCUCUUCAAUCCGCCCCAGAGAGCUCCCACUAGUGGCGACAGAGAAGCAUUACCGGUGCAGAGGCCACAGUGUCUGAGUAAAGUUAUGUCAGGGUGUUAAGAGAGCUUAGCAAGCACAUGUUCUGAAGUAAGGCCGCUAAUCUGUUUCAACCCUGCUAGGACAACCUUUUCUGUGUAGGUUGCUGAUAAGUAAAUCAGCAACCACAGCAGAAAUAGCAAGUCCUUACAGCUGGACGCAAUCCAACAUAUCUCACAUGUGUAAAGGAACAAUUGUGGAAUUAACGGAUGGUUAAUUUGAUGAAAUGUGGAUUAAUCAUAACAAACCAACAAAUGUUUAAAGAGAGGGUAUUAUAGAAGACAAAAAAAAAAAUUCUCAACACAAGGUUUCAACCACAUCUCAUGGUCCUCUUCAGUGGAUGGAGUUGCUCAGUUGUCAUGGAGAUGGUUUAGUUGUCAUCACCUGACCCAAGUGUGGAAUUUCGGUCAAGUGAUAACAAGUAGUUGUAUAAGGAGGAGAGAUGGUAACCCCUGUCGCUCUGGCAUCUUUGUCCUACUUGAUCUUCCUCCAGCUGCGCACUGACUCCUGGUUGAUGACCUUUGACCCCUGCCCAGUCGAUGCUGUGACCGGUUUUGGUCUUGUGUUCACAGACGGCUAAUGUCUGUUUCCGGUUUUCAGUCAGUGUCUUGUCAUUUCACUAUUGUAGUGUCCCCAACAGCUGUCACAUUAUUGUCAUACACCACUGCAGUCUUCCUGUUUUAAGGGUGUACAUUUAAAGAUGUUGAACGACUUGUGUAGGUGUUGACAUCUUGUAACUUUACGACCCAGUGGGUUGCUGCUGAUGGUCCCCGUUAAGUUGGCAGCGUCCAUCUUGUUCAUACUGUCUCCUAGAAUUUACGUUUACAUACUACUAAAUCAUGUUGCAUUGACAAAUGUGUACUUGCAGAUAUUGUGCUGCAAGAACAGAUAUUUUGAAGGGAAGCAUUAAUUUUCUAGCAAAACAUACAUGUAUCUGCUGUUGCAAUUUAGUUGUAUAUAAAUGUAAUUUCUAAGAGACAGGGUUGCACUGUAGAGAAUUGUCUAGUAGUUGGGUGUAUUUUGGUGUUAAGGCAAGUAAAUUUCACUUUCUAUAGCCCAAAAGUAUUUGUCACAGGAGACAUAAGAAACUGUAGAGCAUGCCCUACUUAUGGAAAAAGUGUAAGCUCCACAAAAAAAACCCUUUAACUGGGACAAAAGAUAGAAACCUCAGGAAGAGCAACAGAAAAGGUCUGACAGUGACAGCUCGGACCACUCGCUGCUUCACCAACCUUUCCAAAUAAGUCGUUUUGAACUGCCCCUCGCUGUGGUGUAACACAUGGAAAAAAGUAAUCACAUUCAGUAUUUAAUUGUUCAAACUGAGGGUCUGAAUCUGCGCUGUAGACUGAUUAAAAUAUGUAAGAUCAGGUGUAAUGCUCUUAAGUUUAUGGACCCACACAGCUUGUUUAAUUAAAGGUGAAUGUGGAGCAAAAGAUGUACAUUUUCAUGAAAAAAAUGUACCAAUAUGUUAUAUAAACAUGCAGUAGUCACAUCAUUGUGUCAUAAAAAUAAGAAAAUACCCCCGAUUAAAAUAACUAGCUCAAUGUCGGUUGAUUAUAUUGCUUUAUUUUACAGGUCCUAUCAUUUUAUAUUAGUUUCUUGGAAAUUUCAUGAGUAAUUUGCAUGUAUUUAAUGGUUAAUUUAUUUUACAUAUUGCAAGUUGGUGCAAUUUGGUAUGAAUUUAGAAAAAAGGGAAAAAGUGUUAAGUUGGUAAGUGCCCAUUUAAUACUUUUGAGUUCAUAUGUAGUUGUUAAUUUGCAAAAAAAGUUUAUCUGACAGAAAAUACUUAAGUUUUCAGUGUGUAGUUUUGUGUGUCAAACUACAUGUUAGCAUAUUAGAUUCUUUCCUAAAAACUCUAUAAUGAGUGCAUUUCCCAUAUACUACCAGAUGACAUAACCCUGUUAAAGAAAUAUCCUAAUAUUUAACAGUUACACAGCAGCUACUUUUAGUAAAUUGUUGAAAGGAUGUACUGGAAAUUAAUAGGUUAAGUGUUAAGUGUUACUGAAAUUAUUGAUAGACGCAGUAUAGCAGUUUUAAGAAACAACUUAAUAUGUUAAUGUAUUGUUUGACACACAAAACUACAACUGAAAAGUAAGUUGUUUCUAAGAAUUUUAAAGAAUUUAAUCUAUUAAGAAUGUUUGCAAAUUAAGAACGACAUAAGAACCCAUUUUUCUUAUAAUUUGUACCGAAUGUGCACCACCCUUUUUGUAAAAUGUCCUUAAAAUUAACCGUUAUGUCA
Messenger RNA from Thunnus maccoyii (southern bluefin tuna), 5168 nucleotides. It is a transcript of the gene tbx21, whose product is annotated as T-box transcription factor 21. Gene Ontology annotation, cellular component: nucleus. Gene Ontology annotation, molecular function: DNA-binding transcription factor activity, RNA polymerase II-specific; RNA polymerase II cis-regulatory region sequence-specific DNA binding. The record is from RefSeq and is a predicted model, not a curated record. NCBI's taxonomy places the organism in Eukaryota, Metazoa, Chordata, Actinopteri, Scombriformes, Scombridae. Gene Ontology annotation, biological process: regulation of transcription by RNA polymerase II; cell fate specification; positive regulation of DNA-templated transcription. Bases 379 to 2238 code for a protein of 619 amino acids. The transcript is spliced from 6 exons.